Dicrocoelium dendriticum is the source of this 833-nucleotide messenger RNA. The record is from the annotation of a GenBank genome assembly. Lineage: Eukaryota; Metazoa; Platyhelminthes; Trematoda; Plagiorchiida; Dicrocoeliidae.
UGAACGUAUACGCGUUACCAUUACGAGCUACGUUAGCAGUCGUCGUCGUGUAGCCGGUCUGUGGGCAUCACGGUAACACGUUAACAGCUUGUCACACUACUUGGACACGGAAGAGAUCAGAACGCCGGACCGGAGGAAUAUUACAGUCGUACUCCAAUUGCCUAAUGGUAUACAACUACACAAUACCCAGGGCUCCUGUGGCUGCUAUGUACAGUGGUCCAGGACCCUGUUACCAAGUUCCUGGUUUGGUUGGUUACAGUAAUCAUGACGGACGUUCCACUCAUGUUCGUGCACCGCAAUACAGCUUUGGGGUCAGGCAUGGAUGUUUUACAGAGGCAUGCGGACCUGGCCCGUGUUAUUAUCCGGAUUCAAAAAUAUUGCAUACUGGAAAGUAUAACCCUCCACAUUUCUCGCUUGCGAGCAGGCAUAGAGAAGCUGAGAAAGCCUUUUCACCUGGACCGGGAGCUUAUAAACCAGAGCUUGGAGACCAGACCGUUUAUCAACGACAUCCGGCGUAUUCACUUGGCUUACGACACCGACAGGAUCGUGCGGAUGAUUAUCCUGGACCUAACCAGUACAAGGUUGAUCCUAUGCUCGGGAAAACAGUUCGCAGCCAGAAACCUUCAGCUCCAGGUUAUUCCAUAGCGAGUAGACCGACAGAGCAUCGGAUCCAUGAGACUCCAGGCGCUGGAGCCUACAAAAUUCCUAAACUGAAUGUCUAUAAAGAAGCCUCUCCAAACUACUCUAUUGUGGCUAGAAACCAGGCUCCACAAGACAGCACACAGAAGCCUGGUCCUGGAGCAUAUUCGACGGAGAACGUAAGAUUCCUGUAG